Messenger RNA from Erythranthe guttata (spotted monkey flower), 1506 nucleotides. The record is from RefSeq and is a predicted model, not a curated record. NCBI's taxonomy places the organism in Eukaryota, Viridiplantae, Streptophyta, Magnoliopsida, Lamiales, Phrymaceae.
UACGUUAUUUUAUUAAUUUUUUAUUUUAUUAAUAUAUUUUUUUUUUAAUGUUUGAUUUUUUUGCUGAAAAUAUAUCUGAUGCAUGUUAAAAACAUCAAUUAUUUUAAUAAGUACCGUAGUGGUAGAAACACCUUUAGUUAAAUAAAUGUAACUUUAGGUUAAAAUUUGGACUAAAAGAGUCCCAAAAUUCUGGGCGGCAAAAUUAGCGCCUCUUCUUUAUACUUCUCUGGAUUAUUCGAGCGGAGAAGACAAAGAAUCAAAUGAACAGACAAAGACGAAGAUAGGGUUUUCAAUUUUCACCACCGUCACAGAUUCGUCACUCUUCCUACCGCCACCGCACACCUCGCGAGUUCACUUGAUUUUUCUAGCAAAGGCGGCUGAGCCAAUAGAGAGCGACAAUUCAAGGUACAUAAAUCCUGAGUAUUUCGCAGUGAUGAUAUGGGAUGAAGUUUAAGUCCUAUCUUGAUUUUUUUGUCCACUGGAUUAACUUUUUUUGGAAUAACAUCUAAUUUACAUAUGAUUGUAGUUUAAUGGUACAAAUGCACUAAGAUUAUAUAGUGCUUGAAUCCUACUGACUAUUACAACUUAUAAUUCAUAUUACGAUUGCCAAAGGGGUCGAAAUAGUUAUUGAAGAAUUGGAAACCCUUUCUCAUAUGAGGUAUAUAAAUCAAUUUCAUGAAAUCCUUUAGUUUUAUUUUCCCUGGUGGUGGCUUCAUUUUUUAAUUGUUAAAAGUUGAGAAUAAAUUGUACAUGUUUGAAACAUUAAAUAAAUUCUUCACAUAUACAGAUUCUUUGAGACUUUUACUAACAGAACCUGAGAGAGAAUUUAAAUUAAUUGCGUGGAACCAUUUCUAAAAUUUUCAAGCGCGAAUUGUGUUUUACGUAUUAUUCUUUAUUUGCUAACUUAAUUGAUUAUUUAAUUGUGCAGUUAAAUGCCACCUAAUAAUAUAAUACCGCGUCGCAUUUUAACUAGGAGGAGUAAAGAUGCAAAUGUAGAAGCAUCUUCAGUCGCCCAAGAACUUCCAUUUGUGUCGGCAAAUUCACGAUCUGAAAUCCCGUCAUCUCGUGUGCCAACUUCAUCUACGUCUCCCCAUCUUCAUGAGGAUACACAAGGAUACGAAAGUGAAAGUUCUUUAUCAAUCCCUGAAAACUCAACUGUUUCCACAAAGAAAAGAGGCCGCGGAGCAACUACAGGAAAAUCAAUAGAGAAAGCAAUUACUGAAAAUGUACAGUCCUGAACUUGAUUGUAUGAGUAACUGGAGUGACCUUGCAGAACACGAAAAGCUACCUAUUUAUGCUGGAUUAGAUGUAAGUAUAAUGGUUUUCUACAUUUGUACUUUGUCAUAGAUAUGAAAUAAAUUUCUUUAUUUUGAUAGUUACUCUUGUCCACCAAUUUUAGACAUGGUUUAAUAUUAAAGGAUGGGGAAAUAAUCCAGUAGUUCAAAGUUAUAUCGAGGAGAUGUUCCAAAAAAGUUAUACGCAUUGGAAAGGUCGAUUGUCAGGAGC